AAAAAAUUAAGGAAUUAUAAUGGCAUCGUUCCAACUGCAAACCUCUGUCGUCCUCCACUCGCAGUGGUCGCCGCAGCUCUCUUCCGAUUAUAAUGGGCGGCUGGCGGUUGGCGGCGCGUGCAGGGGGAGAGCCCGAUUCAUUGACCAUCUUCGUUGCAGCAGCAGCAGCAAUGCGGAAAAGGGUGUCCCGAAUUCAAACUACGUUGUGCCUCUGGACAAGACGUUUUCACCCUCCAACUCCUUCAUCACUCGCCCUCUCGUCGAAAUCCUGCGCGAUCUCAAUAAGCGUGUCCCUGAGAAUAUAAUCAACGCUCCUUCUAGCUCUUCUGCUUCUUCCACGUUCCUCCCUUGGUACCAUGCCAAUCGCAUGCUGAGCUUCUAUGCCCCUGGAUGGUGUGGAGAAGUACGUGAUGUGAAAUUCGCUGAUGAUGGAACCAUCACCGUUGUAUAUCGACUCACUAUACGGGGAUCUGAUGGAGAGGUGCAUCGCGAGUCUACUGGCACGGUAUCAUCCAGCGACAUUAACAUAUCGGAUCCUGUUGCUGCAGCGGAAGAAAUGGCUUUCUGCAGGGCAUGUGCUCGAUUCGGUCUUGGAUUGUAUCUUUAUCAUGAAGAAUAGAUGCUACGGAUAGCAUGGAGGUUGUUGACCUUCCAGAUAUAUGUUUGAGAAGUUUGGCUUGUACUUGAUCCCUGCUUUUACUGUGUAUU
Molecule: messenger RNA, 708 nt
Organism: Hibiscus syriacus
Lineage: Eukaryota; Viridiplantae; Streptophyta; Magnoliopsida; Malvales; Malvaceae
Product: DNA repair RAD52-like protein 2, chloroplastic
Exons: 4
Coding region: 20-619 (199 amino acids)
Biological process (GO): double-strand break repair via homologous recombination
Molecular function (GO): DNA binding
Source: RefSeq, a predicted model, not a curated record